GAGAGAGAAAAAGUUGGUUACAGACUCACAGGUGAGGUGAGGGGGGGAAGAAAGGGAAAUAUACGAAUCCAAGGCUGCCAUUGCUGCCACUCUCAACAUCAAACUCUCGUUACGCUUAGUUGUCCGCUCCGCCUCUGUGAAUUCCAUUUCCUCCAAAUACGGCAAUUCGUCUUCACCUGUCACCAUUGACAUCACUCACUACACACAAAAAACAAAAAAUAAACCAAUAAAAAAAUAAAAAGAAAUAGAGUGCGAACACGACUCUCACACACACACGACAAACUCGUUAUGCAUUUGCUUCCCGUUCAUCAACAUCUUCUUUCCGCACUCGUCGAUUGAGAUUCCAGUUUCUUCGAGAAAGCGUGUAUAUGCAUGUGCGCAAAAACAUAUGACGCGUUGCGGUUACUUCUGUUCCAGUUUGAGAGAUCGAAUACAGCCAUGGUUACGCGAUUACGAUAGCCUCCAGUCACUCGCUGUUCUCCUCCUUUACAUUCAGAUUGGGUGCGCGAUAAUUGGAUCGCUGGGAGCGUCGUACAAUGGUGUGUUGCUUGUAAAUCUGGCAAUCGCGUUGUUUGCUUUGGUUGCCAUUGAGAGUAGCAGUCAGGGACUUGGCCGUACCUAUGCCUUCCUUCUCUUCUGCUCCGUGUUGCUCGAUAUUGCUUGGUUCAUCCUCUUCAGCCACGAAAUUUGGAAUAUUUCCGAGGAUGAUUAUACAUCAUUUUUUAUAUUCUCGGUGAAGCUUACGCUUGCUAUGCAAAUGGUUGGUUUUGUGGUGAGGUUGUCUUCCUCGUUUCUGUGGAUUCAGAUUUAUAGGUUGGGAGCUUCCUAUGUGGACACAGCUUCUCGGACAGCAGAUUCGGACUUGAGGAAUAGUUUCUUGAGUCCUGUUCCCGUGACCCCUCCAGUAGCUAGGCAGCACUCUGGUGCCAAUGAGAUACUUGGAGGCUCAAUCUAUGAUCCAGCGUAUUACUCAUCCCUGUUUGAAGAUGGUCAAGAGAACAAAUUUUCAUUUGAGCUGUGCAAUCAUGACAGCACCCAAAAUGAAUCGUCUUCUGUCUCCGAAGUUGCCCAAAAGUCACUUAUGGACAGAUCUUUGCAGGCGGGGGAUGGUGAGAAUGCAUCAAACAAGAUGGAACUUGUUUAAUAUAGAGCUUUUAAAAAGCAUUUUUCUCACUUCUAUAUCUGUAUGGGAGUGGGGGUCUUGCAUUAUACUGACAACUCUCCCAUUGUAAAUGAUGCUGAAAAGGAGGAGCACAUGACUGGUACAUCUAUGACACUAAUAAUAACCGAAGUUGUUACCUCGGAGCAGUACCUGAAUAUCUUUGUCAAAUCUGAGCUGACGCUAUUCUGGUUUCAUGUGUCAAAAGAAUUUUCACUUUGCCUACAGAUUACGUAUGGGCAAGCAGUUUGGCUCGCUGUGCUUGCUUUGCAUGCUGCAUCUAGAUCGAUUUCAUUGUGCUUCGUGUGGGAGAAAUUUCCUGGAAUGUAAUACUUCGUUUCAGGGUUCGUCUUUCCUUUUCUUUAGAGAAUUAAUUAGGUGGCCUCUUGAAAAUUGAUAGAUGUGAAGUGAGUACCAAGAUUCUUUUUCAUUUAUUUUUUGGAAUUAUACCAUGAGGAGAUAGUUAUAGGGGUUAUUGAAAAUUUAAAAGAUUGGUGUUCAUUUUUAUGACAAAAAAAAGUUAGUGUCAAUAUUGAAUGAAAAUUGGAAAUAUGCUAGUGCACUUUCUCCA
Arachis duranensis is the source of this 1730-nucleotide messenger RNA. RefSeq lists its product as uncharacterized. NCBI's taxonomy places the organism in Eukaryota, Viridiplantae, Streptophyta, Magnoliopsida, Fabales, Fabaceae. The transcript has 5 exons. The record is from RefSeq and is a predicted model, not a curated record. Bases 389 to 1144 code for a protein of 251 amino acids.